UAUUAUAAACACAGCUGACAGAGCCGCCAUUACCGGCACGAAACCGAAAGCUUUGAAGCUUCGAUUGAUCGGCCAUGGCGUUUCAGAAGCAAAUUUUGAAGAAGGCUCUACGAGAGGCGAACUUGAAGCGGUUCAUUGGCCGUUCCAGGCAAGCCUUUUGUAGUUUUUUCUCUUCGAUUCCUUCUUCUUCCGCUGCAACUGAUCUCAAACCUGUUCUUCCGCCGUUUGAUUACACGCCGAAGCCUUACAAAGGACCUCUUGCCGAUGAAGUUUUUCAGAAGCGGAAGAAGUUUCUCGGCCCUUCGCUUUUUCACUACUACAAGAAGCCGCUCAACAUUGUAGAAGGGAAAAUGCAAUACUUGUUUGAUGAGAAUGGGCGGCGGUACCUUGAUGCUUUUGCUGGUAUUGUUACUGUUUCUUGUGGGCAUUGCCAUCCUGAUGUCUUGGCUGCAGUCAAUGAGCAAAACAAGCUUUUACAGCAUGCCACAACCAUAUACCUACACCAUGCAAUAGCUGAUUUUGCUGAAGCAUUGGCUGAGAAAAUGCCUGGAAACUUGAAGGUUGUAUAUUUUGUAAAUUCCGGGACAGAAGCAAAUGAAUUAGCCAUGCUUAUGGCCCGUCUAUACAGUGGUAAUCUAGGUAUGAUUGCAUUGAGAAAUGCAUACCACGGAGGAAGUUCUAACACAAUUGGACUGACGUCUUUGAAUACAUGGAAGUACCCAAUACCUCAGGGUGAAAUUCAUCAUGUUGUGAAUCCCGAUCCAUAUCGUGGUAUCUUUGGGUCAGAUGCUAGUAGUUAUGUCAAAGAUGUCCAAGAUCAUAUAGAUUACGGUACUUCAGGAAGAGUUGCUGGAUUUAUAGCUGAAACAAUUCAGGGUGUUGGAGGAGCUGUUGAAUUAGCACCUGGAUACUUGAAACCCGUUUACGACAUUGUUCGCAAGGGUGGUGGUGUUUGCAUUGCUGAUGAGGUUCAAACUGGCUUCGGUCGUACAGGAAGCCAUUACUGGGGCUUUGAGACGCAGGGUGUGGUUCCUGAUAUAGUAACCAUGGCAAAGGGUAUUGGAAAUGGUUUGCCAUUGGGAGCAGUGGUGACAACGCCUGAAAUAGCAAGCACGAUGGCUCAAAAACUUCAGUUCAACACUUUUGGAGGGAACCCAGUUUGUUCUGCGGGGGGACUUGCAGUUCUAAGAGUUGUUGACAAGGAGAGACGUCAAGCACAUUGUGCAGAUGUUGGUGCGCAUUUACUAGAGGGAUUGAGAGGUCUCCAGGAAAAAUAUGAAAUCAUAGGAGAUGUACGAGGAAGAGGAUUAAUGAUAGGUGUAGAAUUCGUAACGGAUCAGAAGGACAAAACCCCGGCAAAGACCGAAACCGCAGUAUUGUUCGAGAAACUAAGAGAACUGGGCGUUCUCGUGGGGAAAGGAGGUCUGCAUGGCAAUGUAUUUCGAAUAAAGCCCCCAAUGUGUUUCACAAAAGAUGAUUCAGAUUUUCUUGUUGAUGCUUUGGACUAUGCCAUUUCAAAGCUGUAAAAGCUUCAAUCUGGUAAACAACAACAACGACAACCCAUCAGUGUUCUUGUAUGUUACUUAAAAUAAAAUGUAAUUCUUGUUUGUAGGAGCUACCAUGUGUUGUUUACUAUAUUACAAGUUUUAAACCAGGACUUAGUUUCAGAAACCUUCUUUUUUCUUUCAAAAACUGAUUGAACAUUGUUUCUACGAGUGAAUAUAAGUAUUUAU
This is a messenger RNA of Cucurbita moschata (crookneck pumpkin), 1733 nucleotides long. Its product is annotated as alanine--glyoxylate aminotransferase 2 homolog 1, mitochondrial-like. The transcript is spliced from 9 exons. Gene Ontology annotation, molecular function: L-alanine:glyoxylate transaminase activity; pyridoxal phosphate binding. The coding region runs from base 75 to 1526 and encodes 483 amino acids. Gene Ontology annotation, cellular component: mitochondrion. NCBI's taxonomy places the organism in Eukaryota, Viridiplantae, Streptophyta, Magnoliopsida, Cucurbitales, Cucurbitaceae. Gene Ontology annotation, biological process: glyoxylate catabolic process. The record is from RefSeq and is a predicted model, not a curated record.